UUUCCAUCUCUCACCACAGGAAAUGUUUGUGUGGUUUAAAUGCAAGCUGGAGUCUCUUGCAAGCAGCUUGUGAGUACAGAGAGUGUAAACAGCAUGGCCAGCCGUGUGGAGCAUCCUGCUGCAGGCUACAGGAAGAUCUUUGAGACAGUGGAGGAGCUGAGUGAACCGAUACCUGCAGAGAUCACUGGUGUUUUACCAUCAUGGCUGGGCGGCAGUCUCCUCAGGAUGGGUCCAGGUCUUUUCGAGGUGGGGGAUGAACCUUUCUACCACCUGUUUGACGGACAGGCUAUGAUGCACAAGUUUGACCUGAAGAACGGGCAGGUGACUUACUACAGGAAGUUCAUCAGGACGGACGCAUAUGUUCGUGCUAUGACUGAAAACAGAGUGGUCAUCUCCGAGUUUGGCACAGCAGCCUACCCAGACCCCUGCAAAAACAUCUUCUCCAGAUUCUUCACUUACUUCAAAGGCAUCGAAGUGACUGAUAACUGUUUAGUCAACAUCUAUCCAAUCGGUGAGGACUUCUACGCCGUCACAGAGACCAAUUACAUCACCAAGGUUGAUCCUGAUUCGCUGGAGACGUUAUCGAAGGUGGACCUGUGCAAGUACCUCUCAGUGAAUGGGGUGACUGCCCACCCCCACACUGACACAGAUGGUACCGUCUAUAACAUCGGUAACUGUUUUGGCAAGAACAUGAGUCUGGCUUAUAACAUUGUCAAGAUCCCACCCGCUCAGAAAGACGACUCAGAUCCCUUAGAGAAAUCACAGGUCGUGGCUCAGCUGCCCAGCAGUGAGCGGUUAAAGCCCUCCUACAUGCACAGUUUCGGUAUGACAGACAACUACUUUGUGUUUGUGGAGCAGCCGGUGAAGAUCAACCUGCUCAAGUUCCUGUCGGCUUGGAGCAUCACAGGAGCCACAUACAUGGACUGCUUUGAAUCCAACGACAGCAUGGGGACAUGGUUCCACCUGGCCACUAAAGACCCCGCAGGUUAUAUGAGCAGCCACAAGUUCAGAACAUCAGCCUUCAACCUCUUCCACCACAUCAACGCCUACGAGGACGAGGGAUUCAUUGUUGUCGACCUCUGCACGUGGAAAGGUCAUGACUUUGUGUAUAACUACCUGUACCUGGCCAACCUGAGGGAGGAGUGGGAGGAGGUGAAGAAAGCAGCGAUGAGAGCUCCUCAACCCGAGGUCAGACGAUACGUACUGCCGCUGGAUAUACACAGAGAGGAGCAGGGGAAGAAUCUGGUAUCUCUGUCCUACACUACAGCUACUGCUGUUCUUCACAGUGAUGGCACCAUCUGGCUCGAACCUGAGGUCCUCCUUUCUGGACCAAGACAGGCCUUUGAGUUUCCACAGAUUAACUACUCUAAGUGUCGUGGGAAGAAGUAUUCCUUCGCCUACGGCCUGGGACUCAACCACUUCAUCCCUGACAGGAUAGUCAAGCUGAACGUGCAGACCAAAGAGACCUGGGUGUGGCAGGAGGAAGAGUGUUACCCGUCAGAGCCGCUGUUUGUUCCCACACCUGGCGCUACAGAGGAGGACGACGGUGUGCUGCUGAGUAUCGUUGUGAAGCCGGGCGCAGAGAGACCAGGCUUCCUGCUGGUGCUGGAUGCCAUGAAACUGACUGAGCUGGCCAGGGCGGCGGUCAACACCAUCAUCCCUGUGACCUUGCAUGGCAUGUACAAACCGUGAACUCGGCACUCGACCUCACCCGACCAAGACAUAUCAUAAAGUACUUGAGUCCUUUCAAUUAGAAAUUGACUCCAAAAAGUAGUUUUUUUUUCUGCUUAAGCUGCUGCUUGAGUAAAAUGACUUAAAUGGCUCUGAUCUACAUCUAAACCAACCAUGACUCUGUUGGUGAUUUUAAAGGUCCCAUAUUGUAUAAUGGGAGAUGUCCAUCUCUUUUUUGAUUGUAAAGCAGGUCUAGGUUCUAUAUUAAUACUGUGAAAGUACCAAAGUGCUCAGUUCUUAUGGAUCAAAGCUUCAAAUAAAUCAGUGGAAAAGUGUAAAAUAUGGGACCUUUAAACUCCUCAGAAAAUGAUUUACCAAGACAAAUUCAAACAUUAGUAAACAUUAGUGGUAUGAAAAUGAUUUACAAAUGAUUACAUUUUGGGGACAUACAGUACUUGGUACAUUCACACAUAAGAACAGCAUACAACCAUGUGUUAUUAAUGUUAUUUCUAUUUGAGCUCAAACUUGUUUCUGAGCUAGCAGUGUCUGUUGAUUGUAAUGUAAUGACGACAAUAAAUAAAGACAGCUGACCACUUCA
This is a messenger RNA of Seriola aureovittata, 2269 nucleotides long. Its product is annotated as retinal Mueller cells isomerohydrolase-like. The record is from RefSeq and is a predicted model, not a curated record. Gene Ontology annotation, molecular function: all-trans-retinyl-ester hydrolase, 11-cis retinol forming activity; beta-carotene 15,15'-dioxygenase activity; retinol isomerase activity. Gene Ontology annotation, biological process: zeaxanthin biosynthetic process; retinal metabolic process. Lineage: Eukaryota; Metazoa; Chordata; Actinopteri; Carangiformes; Carangidae. The transcript is spliced from 14 exons. The coding region runs from base 40 to 1692 and encodes 550 amino acids.